This is a messenger RNA of Etheostoma cragini (Arkansas darter), 1970 nucleotides long. RefSeq names its product Pim-3 proto-oncogene, serine/threonine kinase (gene pim3). Gene Ontology annotation, biological process: regulation of mitotic cell cycle; negative regulation of apoptotic process; protein autophosphorylation. The coding region runs from base 397 to 1392 and encodes 331 amino acids. NCBI's taxonomy places the organism in Eukaryota, Metazoa, Chordata, Actinopteri, Perciformes, Percidae. Gene Ontology annotation, cellular component: cytoplasm. The transcript has 6 exons. The record is from RefSeq and is a predicted model, not a curated record. Gene Ontology annotation, molecular function: protein serine/threonine kinase activity; ATP binding.
CGCGCCAAAGCUCAGACAGCGGCCACUCUUCAGGACAAUAACACACUGCGGAGGCCCUUUAAACACAUUCUGUUCUCGCAACGGCUACAAUACAGACCGAAGUGUCUGUGAGCUUUGUUACUUAAGAGGACUGUUUUCAGUUUUUGUGCUUGAGUCGAGACACAGAAGGCAAAUUUAAUGCCGGUUUUCGGGAAACUGUUUACCACUUCACGGUCGUGAGACGACUUUGACGGGUGCGGUGCGGCGGAGUUGGUGCACUGCUGGAUUGGAUAUAUUAUUCGCUUGAAGCCAAGACGGUACACCCUACCAUACUGCUCUCGAAUUCACUCCUCUGCUGGUUCUUCUUACUCUUAACGGGUGAAUCGGGAUCGUCUUCGCCGGCUUUUCAGCGGGAAUAUGUUGUUGUCAAAGUUUGGUUCAUUUUCGCACAUUUGCAACCCUUCAAGUAUGGACCAUCUACCAGUGAAAAUACAGCUGCAGUCGGUUAAAGUGGAAAAGGAGCCCUUCGAAAAGGUUUACCAAGUGGGAUCCGUGCUGGGCAGCGGAGGGUUUGGAACAGUGUACGCCGGCAGCCGGAUCUCUGAUGGCGCACCGGUGGCUGUGAAACAUGUUGCAAAGGAGAGGGUGACAGAGUGGGGAACAAUUAACGGGGCCAUGGUGCCUUUGGAGAUCCUGCUGCUAAAGAAGGUCAGCUCGUCGUUUCGCGGAGUUAUCAAAUUGCUGGACUAUUACGAGCGGCCGGACGGUUGGCUGAUCGUUAUGGAGAGGCCGGAGCUCGUCAAGGACCUUUUCGACUAUAUCACCGAGAAGGGCGCCCUGGACGAGGACACGGCGCAGGGAUUUUUCCGCCAGGUUUUGGAGGCGGUCAGACACUGCUACAGCUGCGGAGUAGUACACAGAGACAUCAAAGAUGAAAACCUGCUGGUGGAUCUACGCACCGGGGAGCUCAAGCUUAUUGACUUUGGCUCAGGGGCGAUUCUCAAGGACACCGUCUACACCGAUUUUGAUGGUACAAGAGUGUACAGUCCACCAGAGUGGAUCCGCUUCCAUAGAUACCAUGGUCGCUCGGCGACAGUGUGGUCGCUAGGAGUGCUGCUGUAUGACAUGGUGUGUGGAGACAUCCCCUUUGAGCAGGACGAGGAGAUCCUCAGAGGGAGACUGUACUUCAGGAGGAGGGUGUCAGCCGAGUGCCAGCAGCUGAUCAAAUGGUGCCUGGCCCUGCGGCCUUCAGACCGGCCUACACUGGAGCAGAUUUGCGACCACCCUUGGAUGAGGGCGACGACGACAGAGUCACCCAAGUCCCAAGAGGAGCCGGUCGCCAGUGAGAUCCGCCUCAGGACCAUCGACACAGACUCUUCGUCGAGUACAAGCUCGAGCAAGGAGAGCCUCUGAGGAUGGCUCUGAUGGACCCAAAAGACUUUCUGGGGAAAGAAGGGGUGUGGCUUGAGGGGGGGUAUGGACUCAAGGCUGGAAGCCUGUAGGCCAACUGGCCCAUCAGUGGCUGGGCGCUUGACACCGCUGCUCAAGCAAGAAAAAUGUACUUUAAUUUUUCUCCUUUGUAGGGAAUUUCUAAUUUAUUACUAUUUGUUCUUCCUUAUAUUAUUUUCCCCAUCCUCUCUUUUUUUCAGUUUAUAAUACUUGUUUCCUAUACGGGAACUUUUUUUUUGGGUGGUCUUACCAGCACUAUUUAUUCUCCCCUUCUCCCCUUUUUUUAACUUUAUUUUCCUUGUUUUUUGUUUACUAGGCUGGUAUAUGCAGCUGGAAAGACCCUCCUAUUCAAACAUGGCUGCUCUCAUAGAGCUUGGAGAAAACCCUUUUUAUUUAAAUGUUUUGAUUUUGUAGUGCCUUUUUUAUUUUAUUGUUUUGGAAAGCUACUUUUCUGGGGGGCUUUCAUCAACAACUCUUUUUGGGAUAUGCCCGCGGUCUGGUGGCUAGGUUGCCUGUGCUGUGAUGCAAUGGGGGAGGAGGUU